Colletotrichum scovillei is the source of this 1092-nucleotide messenger RNA. RefSeq lists its product as uncharacterized. The coding region runs from base 1 to 1092 and encodes 363 amino acids. The record is from RefSeq and is a predicted model, not a curated record. NCBI's taxonomy places the organism in Eukaryota, Fungi, Ascomycota, Sordariomycetes, Glomerellales, Glomerellaceae. The transcript is spliced from 2 exons.
AUGCCUCCAAUUCGGACAGCAAAGUCUUCCGCAGCGAAGAAGUCUGGCUCUGUUGCAGCCUUCUUCGUGAAGGUAGACAGAAAUGAAGCUCUAGCCCGCGCUAUCAAAGUCCAGCCAAAGGCGCCAAAGACGCCAAAGACGCCAGAAGCACCUCAAGAUGUAGAACCCGCGCCAAUCUCACAAUCGACCACACCGCCAGCCUCUUCAAUGACAACAACAACACCGACGAACUCGCAGACUCCACCUGAGGAAGGAGACGAUAUCAUCGACUUAGUGAUGACGGACAAAGUGGUCUUACCUGAUCUAGUGCCUCAGACAGUCACUAUUCCGUCUGAGUCCCAGCCGUCACAAUCAAGAGCAUCAUCAAUCCAGCAGUUGAAGCGUAUCAGGCGCCCAGACACUCAGAAGGGCACCAAGGGUAUCCUUUUCAACGGUAAUCGGAGUUGGGAAAUGGAUCAUCUGAACUGGCUGGGAUCUUCGACAAGAGAAAUUGUCUUCGGAACCGAAACGCAACUGACACCCAAAAUCAUCGACGACCUCAUCUCUUUCCCCAAAGUUUGUCGUAACCUGUGGCACAUUGAAUUUCUUCACUUGGACGACGGCUAUCAUCCCGAUAAUCACGCCAGAGACUUAACGGACGACCAUAUUGUGAAGCUGGCGGCAGCGUGCCCUAAUCUUCGAUCUAUCAAAUUGCGGGCUACCGCCCAAUUGGGUCACAGAUCUUUGAUCGCAUUCUGUCGACAUUGUCCAGGACUGAAGCACUUGCAGAUAACCGGCGAAGCUGCGAAUAAAACUCUCUUUGUGCACGAGGAAUUCUUUGAUGAGCUAGCGAGACAGCCCAGCUGGGCUCCGAAGCUCAAGAAGGUUGUGCUCUACGCUUAUGAUGGUCGGCUUCGCAAGCCUUACCUGGAGCACGUGCUUGCAUUAUCGAGGACGAGACCAACGAUGUCCAUAGAGUUUCAGAAUAUUCAACUGAACAGAAAGCCGAGAUGGCCGGAUCCAAGGUCUUACCUCAACUCGUUCGACAGGAUUGGAUAUGCGAAUGGGAGAAAGAGGUAUGACAAACACGGUGAAUACCUUCCCGACGUGUGA